AUGGACACACUGCCUGAGGAACAGCUCAAGCAGGGCAUGCUGGCCUCUGGUAUCGCCCAUCAAGGUUCCGAUUCACAUCUACGGAGGCAAAUUGAUCAGCGCUUCGCGGAUGAAUCACCCUUUAUCCAGCGUAAAGAAAGCAACAAACUGUUUGUAUCGUCUUGGGCUCGUCUGCUCGGCGUAGCAUUCACCUCGUUGGCAGCAGCGUAUUUUUUGCUGCUUUGUUUUCGCUUUAUAGAGUCUGCGCGUCAGUGGUCCCCGCCCACUAGAUUUCUCGCAGAUCGUCGAGGUGAAUCAUGCUAUUCAGGCAGUGUGUCUGGGGAUGGCGAUGAAGGCGGCAGUUGGCCGACGGGGGAUUCGGCAGGUUUAGUGCUGGAGGGUUUUGGGGAAGGCAGCCCUUCGCUAGAUCAUGAGGCUUCGGGAUUACAAGCCACUGCCGGAGGAACACGAGAGGUAGACGCUGAGGCUACAUCCUAUCUCGAUAUUUCGGAAGAUGCUACUGGCGUUAACCCCACGCAUAGUGAAGACGCUGAUUUGCACUUAUGGGAAGGCCGGAACAUGCCUGUGGAGCAAGAAGAGCGUUUGAGAAAUCUCUUUGGCCGCAUGAAAGACACUUUGAAUUUAUGUGGGUCGCUAUUGCCAGUGUUAACGUACAUGCAACGCAUGCAGGUGGUAUUUUAUGUGGUGAGAUUGGUCGGCCUGGAUUUGGGAGCCGCAUCACUUGUUAAGGAGAACAUGGAGCCUGAGAGGAGAGCCGUAGGAGACUCUGCCAUCCAAUUGAUAAAUCGUUUACUUCAGCAGGUGGACGACGACCCGAGGAAUAGAAAAUUUCGCCGGAAAGUUGAAAAAUUAAAAAUUUUGCUUGAGCAGAUAAAGCAGCCGCGGCAUAUCCGUGAAGAAAAGAGAGCUCAAAAAUACAAAAUGAAGAUGAUAGCCUUGAUGUCAACUGCCGAAGUGGCUCUAAAGUGUUGCGCAGGAGUUUUGCAAGGGCUGGGACAGCUAAAGGAAGAUCCGUCGAGGACGCUGCCAACGAAAGUAGUUGCGCAACAGGUGGAUGUUUUGAAAGCGAUUUUCGACGCCCACGUUGACCACCUGUCCAAAGACGGUUCCCUUCGACAACACAUUUUAGAUUGUCAAAAACACACAGGUGUGAGUGCGAUUAUCAGUAAGAAGUAUUUUACAACGAAAAGAGCAGAACUCCCUAAACUGAAAGACAUGCAAAAAAGUAUAUUUGACGCCGUUGGGAACGCUGGUGGUUUUCUCCGAGCUGGAACGCCACCUCGAAUGAAACUUGCAAAAGCUCGCGCAGCAUUGGGGGGACAGACUGAAAAACCAAGUAUCCAGGAUUCGGAGCAGCGCAAAUCGCCGAGCUACACGCCGCUGCACGAAGGCUUCGCAGAAGCCGUGACGCUUUCAUCUGACACCACAACUUCUACGCCGCAUGAAGAAGUGGAGGAAAUGCAUUCACCGCCAGCCACAGUACCACUGUGGCGACCUGGCCAGGCGCCUCGACAAGGUGCUGGACCGGGUCGGCAGCAACUGCACACACCUGGUUCCUCCUGGAGUCCUCAGGAUCAAUUGCCGCAGCUUGUCUCUCCGCCCGUGUCUCUCCCAGAGUCUCGUCCGUCAAAAUUUCGGCCACAAGCACCUACAACUGGAGUUUUAGGCACCCAUCCGUAUUUCCCCCCACCGCAGAUGCCUUUUACACGACUGCCUCGACCGUCAGGCGUGCAGCAGACUGCACGUCCACCUCAUAGUGUCUCAUCACAGCAGGCAUAUGGUGGUCGCAGCGCUGCAGCGCCUUUGGUGUCCUCUUCUCCGCGACCGCGUGUGGGUGUGGGUGAACCGUCUCAGCGGCUGCAGCCGCCAGCGCCUUUUCAAGGAGGCUACAGUCUCUUUGGAGGUGGCGGCAUACCCCCCUGGUUGCCUUUUUCACAGGCUUCAUCUGCCUCUAUAGAAAGUCGCUCGACUGCCAGCGGAGGAAGGCCGCGAGAGGGAGGAGGCGCCCAACGUCGUAUGCCGGAUGGCCAGGACGAAGCAAGAGAUAGCUUCCCGAGUGGUCGUACUUGGAGCGGCCGUCACUGA
Molecule: messenger RNA, 2085 nt
Organism: Eimeria necatrix
Lineage: Eukaryota; Apicomplexa; Conoidasida; Eucoccidiorida; Eimeriidae
Exons: 1
Coding region: 1-2085 (694 amino acids)
Source: RefSeq, a predicted model, not a curated record